AUGAGUAAACAAUUUGACAAGGAAAAGAGAAGAAAGAUCUUUGAAGAAAUUAUAGACACGGAGGAGAAGUAUUUGUAUUCUCUCGAGUUAUUGAACAAGAAUUAUAUUGUUCCUUUGAAAAAGAACAAAUACUUGAAAUUCGGUCGAGAACUCAACACCAUCGUGUCCAAUUUGACAGUCAUUGUGAAUUUCAAUAAUCACUUGUUGACCAAAUUGAAAAAUGCGAGUGAAGAUGACAUUGGAAAAACUUUUCAAAUGAUUGUCCCGUUUCUAAAAACAUAUACACAAUACUUUAGUAACUAUGAAGCUGCACUCAAUAGCAUUCGAGAGGCAGACAAGAAUCCAAAAAAUAAGAAAUUCUCAGAGUGGCUCAAAAAGACGGAUGAACGUUCGAAAGAGGCCAAUCAACAGACGUUUAAACAAUUGUUAAUUCAACCUGUACAACGAAUUCCACGUUACAAUUUGUUACUUUCAGAAGUAUUAAAGAAUACACCAAGAACUCAUGUAGAUUAUGACAAUUUGAAACUUGCCUCAGAAAAGAUGAAAGAAGUAGCUGAUCACUUGAAUCGACAAAUUACUGAAAUUGAAAAUAGAAACAAACUCAUCAAAUUGAAAGAAAUUUUCGUUUUAAAUCAAUCUGGUAAAGGAAGUGGUAUUACAAACAUUGUAGAACCUCACAGAAAAUAUGUCUUUGAAGGAGAAUUGAGUAUAUUGAGUGACAAUGCAUUGAACAAACAAAAACAUUACUUUUUCCUAUUUAGUGACAUGCUUGUUUGUUGUAAUGAAGUUCCAGAAGCAAUCAAACGGAAACUCAUUGAAGACAAAUUCAAACCACAACCAACCAAAGAAAAAAAGAGAUUGACAUUAUUUAGAAAUGGAGAAGACAAUACUAAUAUUGAAAGAUCUACUGGAGCAUUCGAUGACGAUGACAAUGAAAUUCCAGAACAUUUCUAUACCAUUACAUUCACCAUCAAAUUCAAUACUGAAAAAUUAAUAUUGUCAUCACCUACACCCACACCAACUUCUUCACCACUCAUGUCCACAGCGUCGUCACCAAGUACUCCUUCAGAUAGUGUCGUUGAGGAUAUUUGGGUUCGAGAUUUCACAUCCUUUGAAAGUGAAAGAUUUAACAUUCCAACUUUAUUCCAAUUAAUUACAUCCAAAGAGACUUAUACAUUUGAAACCAAUGAUACCAAAUCACGUGAGAAAUGGGUGUCACAUUUGAAUUCGACUCUUGAAGAACUCAGAAAGAAAAAGAAAGACACUGGAAAGGAUCAAGCAAAACCAAAAGGAUAUCCCAUUGUGUUACUCAAUCUCGCUGCAUUGUACGUGCAAGCCAUUGCUCGUAGCAAAUUAACGAGAACCAAGAAGGGAGAUGUUGAAAAUCGAUUCAAACCAAGGAAAAAGACACAAAAACCUGUCACUUCUCCAAUGGAUCAAUCUCCAACAACACAACCAUUCAAUGAACCAAUUUCAUCCACUUCUUCUUCGAAUCCAUCAUCCUCCACAUCAAUGGAACAACAAGAAAAUUCUCCAAGACCAGUUCGACUUCAAUUUGUGAAACCAAUUUCAGAAGUCACAACAACAACAACAACAUCGUCGUCAUCAUCAUCAUCAUCGUCACUCACAUCACCACGUAAAGAACAACCAACCUCGACAAUAACAAUAACAACAUUGAAUGAUUCCGUUUCUUCACAAGUCGUAGCAACUCCACAACUCGUGGAAGAACCACAAGUCACUGCAACUUACGAUUCAACAACAACAACAACAACAGGCACCACUGCUCAACCUAAAACACCUCGUGAUGAACAAAAACCAAUCACACCACGAGAUCAAGCAGUGGUGGUGGUGGUUGAAGAUAGAAAUCCACAUGUUGAACCAAAAGCAACGACACCUCGUGACAAGAUUGCAACAAGUCCACGUGAUCAAGUUGCAACGACACCUCGUGACAAGAUGGUGGAAACAAGUGCAUUGCCUGAAAAAGUGGAACCAAACAUUGUUGUGGAAACUGUGGAUGAGGAUGUGAAGGAGAUUUCUAUGGAAAUUCCAAGCACUACAUCUGUGUCAACUUUGUCUCAAAAACAUGUCACACAAUCUAUGGAUGAUGCAGAAAAUCAAAAUGGAUGGGAUUCAACUCCAGUCAAGAAUGACAAUAAGGAUAAAACAACACCUGAAAGGAGUUCAUCACUUACAUCUCCAAGAUAUCAAUCACCAAGACAAUCUCCAAGAUUAUACAUUGAAGAUGAAGCAGCAAUGGAAGAAGAAGAAGUCUAUUAUGACGAAGAAGGAAACGUUUUACCACCAUGGAAGGUUGAACUCAUGAAGAAGUUCAAGAAGUAUGGCAGAUUUAACAAUGUUCUCAACCAAUCACAACAAGAAAACAAGAGAGUUGAGAAGAAGAUUGAUAUUCCAACGAAGGGAAUGCAAUUGAGUGCCAUUCGUUCCAUGUUUGAACAAAAGGAUAAACAAGCUCAAGAAGAGAUGAAUACUCUCCGAAGAUCCACAGUUUCUAAGUAUUAA
Molecule: messenger RNA, 2520 nt
Organism: Naegleria lovaniensis
Lineage: Eukaryota; Heterolobosea; Eutetramitea; Acrasida; Naegleriidae
Exons: 3
Coding region: 1-2520 (839 amino acids)
Molecular function (GO): guanyl-nucleotide exchange factor activity
Source: RefSeq, a predicted model, not a curated record